AUGGAUCAACAACGCCCACCCGCCAAAAUUGAUGAACAAGACGGUGUUUGCAUUGACUAUAUCAGCAACCUUCCCAUUGAACUUCGUGCAAUCGUUGUGGCACAAGCGCUGACCACUACUGAAAUCAAACCAAGUGAACUUCGGGAGUAUCUUUUGGUGUCCCAUUUAUGGCAUGAAACGAUCCUUCAGCAUGUUCAUGGUUUGCAAGUCGUGAGCGUAUCCGACAAUGACCUUAGCCAGAGCGACUAUGUGCUGAAACGAAUGGCACCCAAUAUUGCUUCCUUGCACGUUCGAUAUGAUGCCAUCCCUGCAUACCUUUUACUCCAACAGGCACGUUUCUCAUCAUUGACAUCACUCAGCUUGCAAUAUGAGUCACAGCUUGAAGAUCGAGCUACAGUAUUGAGGUCAUUGGCUACCGUGCAAUCAACCUUGACACACUUGAAGGUCAUGAUGGGAGAAUGGGAUUGGGAUGAGCUACCUGCGUAUUCAAUUGGAGACCUCCUCGAGACAUUUCCACACCUUAUUUCGUUCAGCUGUUGCAAUAUCGACAGCCACUUCGAUGCGGCACCCACAACCUGCCCAAGCUUGAAAGAAUUGAAGCUUGCGCACUUUCAGUACGAGUUUGACCAGGAUGAUAUUGAUGACUUGACAAGCCGACUCCCAUCAUUGGAAAUAUUGGGGCUUCAGCCUUGUGCUGAUAUAGCCGCUUUAUCAUUGAUCCAAGACAAUUGCCCGAAGCUCAAGGUCAUCUUUUACAAUCAUUGUGGCCACCGACCGAUCUACAUGCAACGGAUUACCUACAAAGGAAUCAACAACCGAGAACCCAUCAGUGGAGAUGAUAAUGACGAUGGCCUCCAAUUGCUCGAGAUUGACCAGGGCCCUGAAGAACACUUACUUGAGGCGCAUAUCAGUGAGGUGAUUACAUCGAUUACUCGCAACUCUGACAGCCUACAAUUGCUCCGUCUUCGUUAUCAUUCGGAAGCUGAUAUUACCGAUCAUCAUUCACUGUAUGCGGAUGUCACAUUCAACCACAUGACCAGCUAUACCCAUGACAUUUUCAAUGAUGAGGACAUGAUUCUUGCCAUGGACUUGAUACGACGAUCUCCUCAGCUCAUGAUCAUUGAAUUGCAUAAAGGGUACCCAGAGUAUGCCGACGACAACGACAGCACACGUUCCAUUCCUUCAUCCCACCGAUGUGAUGAUCUCAGCCAGUUGUUUACCAUCAUGUCAGGACUACCACAUUUGGAGGUGGCCGAUGUUCAGGUCAAAGGCGACAAUGCAACUACAGGUGUUGAGCAAUUUCUUUUGUACCAUGGCUCCAUUGAUUCCAAGUUGCGUCAAUUGUAUGUCCCAAAAUCGGUUCACUUUUCGAUCAAAACAUUGGAUUGCGUGACCAGGGUGUCGCGCUUGGAACACUUGACCAUGAAACCCAUCUUUCAAGAGUGUGCCGAUUGCUGGUUUGGAGAAGUUCGCAAAUUCCUUGAGAAGCUUGCAGAGCGUUGUCGACUUUUAUACAGCCUCAAGCUUUAUGAUAUACAUCCACACCACCUGCAAUGUUUGACACGCUUUCCGAACCUCAAAUCGUUAUCAUUGAAAAUGAGCCUCACUGACGUAUCCGAUUUGUUACGCCUUAUGCAAUCUCCCAAGCUCGAACAUUUGGAUGUCGACUCACGUUCAACACUUGGAACGAUUCAUGAAGAAGGAGAGGUGGCAAACACGUUGAAAAAUCGAUUUGAUGACAUACGCAUAUGCUAG
Molecule: messenger RNA, 1755 nt
Organism: Lichtheimia ornata
Lineage: Eukaryota; Fungi; Mucoromycota; Mucoromycetes; Mucorales; Lichtheimiaceae
Exons: 2
Coding region: 1-1755 (584 amino acids)
Source: RefSeq, a predicted model, not a curated record